AUGGCAGCCACCACCACCCUUGCUCAAACAACGCUCUUCCCACUCUUCAACGCCGCCCCAACAACCCUCCCUAUCACCGGCGCACAAGGCAGCGUUGUCACCGCUGACACCUCAGCCACGACCAUCGCCAUCCAAUGCAUCAAAGGCAACGACCUCUGCCACCUCAACCAACCCAUCACUGUCACCGAGGGCCCUUCCACGCAUUCCAUGAGCGCGGUAUUUUCAACACAUACACUAGCUCUUAACGGUGUUGCUACCAUGAUCGAAGAUUGUAUUAUCACAUCUAGUACCGUCGGCGCAUCGUGCACAGUGUCACUUACUUUAGAGCUGACGUCUCCGGCACCGACAUCAACAUCAACGGGGUCGAUGACUGCUUCUGUCUCUGUUUCCACUACAAGCAGGACUUGGGAGACUAGUUGUGGAUUGCAUGACAUCUAUUAUAAGCCGUUGACAGUAACGGCGGGGAUGGAAAAGUUAAAUGUACCAACUGCAGAGCCAACGGAUGCGGGGGCGGGAGCGGGGGAGAACCUGGGAAUCGGGAGGGCUGUGGCUGCGGCUGCGGCUGCUGCGGCCAUGUAUGUAUGA
Messenger RNA from Aspergillus ruber CBS 135680, 585 nucleotides. RefSeq lists its product as uncharacterized. Bases 1 to 585 code for a protein of 194 amino acids. NCBI's taxonomy places the organism in Eukaryota, Fungi, Ascomycota, Eurotiomycetes, Eurotiales, Aspergillaceae. The record is from RefSeq and is a predicted model, not a curated record. The transcript has a single exon.